Messenger RNA from Pseudophryne corroboree (corroboree frog), 3217 nucleotides. RefSeq names its product claudin 11 (gene CLDN11). The record is from RefSeq and is a predicted model, not a curated record. Lineage: Eukaryota; Metazoa; Chordata; Amphibia; Anura; Myobatrachidae. Gene Ontology annotation, cellular component: bicellular tight junction; plasma membrane. Bases 275 to 901 code for a protein of 208 amino acids. The transcript has 3 exons. Gene Ontology annotation, biological process: cell adhesion; bicellular tight junction assembly. Gene Ontology annotation, molecular function: structural molecule activity.
UGUAGCGACUGGUUCCGUCUCCAGAAGCCACAAUUAGGGCUGUUAUGGGGUUCAGAUUGCCGCCUCCCCCUCUUCCCAUGUCUCCCUGUAAUUGGGGGCAGGCCACCAUGUCCCUGUGACUCUGCAAUUGGCUAGAAGUGAGUUUGGGUCCCCCUCGUGUAGUGGGAGUGGGGAGAGGAGACAGCCCGGCGGUCAGAGGGUCUCAUCAUUAGCCGUACACACAGACAGGGCACAGCAUCCUCCCCGCACUCCCCAGCACAGGACACCCUCUGCCAUGGCCGGCACAUGCCUUCAGUUUUUUGGCUUUGUCUCCAGCUUCAUCGGCUGGAUCGGAGUGGUAGUGGCCACCACGACCAAUGACUGGGUGCUGACCUGCGACUACAGCAUCAACACCUGCAGGAAGCUGGACGAACUUGGCUCCAGGGGGCUGUGGGCAGACUGCGUGAUCGCCAUAGGGCUGUACCACUGCAAACCCCUGGCUGACAUACUCACCCUGCCCGCUCACAUCCAGGCAGCCCGCGCCCUGAUGAUAACAGGUUCGUUCCUGGGACUUCCUGCUGUCUUCCUGCUGCUCUCCGCCAUGCCCUGCAUCCGAAUGGGCCAUGACCCUGGAACUGAGAAACACAAGCGCUUUCUGCUGGGUGGCGUGCUAAUCGUCAUUUUGGCACUGAGUACUGUCAUGGCCACCAUAUGGUUCCCAGUUUCUACUCACAAGGAGACUACGAUUGUGACUUUUGGAUACUCCCUGUACGCCGGAUGGAUAGGAGCGGCGUUCUGCUUGUUUGGAGGAAUUGUUAUUGUAUGCUGCUCAGGAGAAUCUCAAGCAUUCAUGGAAAACCACUUUUAUUAUUCUUCCCAGGGGUCUGGUUCCCCAACCCAUGCUAAGAGUGCCAAUGUGUAGGAUGGAGUGGUGAGGCAUGGCUGAUUUUCCUGAGCUCUCAGUACAACAUUGUUGGACUUUAGUAACAUGUGUGCCUUCAGUUAUAUCUGUGUAUGCUGGUCUGCAGUGUAAGUGGCAUACAACGGACAAUUUCACAUACAAUUCUUUAAUAUUCUUGGUGCUCGGCGUAAAAGAAUGAACAUUGGGAUGUCAUAGUACUUUUUAUUCUCUCCCUUAAUGUCAGCAUCACAUUCACUGUAUUCUGUUGUACAAUGAAUGGGUAAAGAUAACUUUUCUUCCGUUCCUGGCGCAGUUAUUUGUUCUACUAAAAUUUCAACUGACAUUUCCCAAACCCCCUUUAGUACUUUUUUGUCCAUUAUUUUAAGGGCACGGAUAAACAUUUUGUUAAUAAAAAUGGCUAAUGUGAAGAACAAGGCAGGAGUUGGGGAUUUGCUGAUGGAUUGUGUCAUUGAGUCACUUUUAUUAUAUACCAAUUAAUGUGGGCUCAUCAGUAACAUCAUUUGUGGCUGGUCAUGUCUAACGUAAACACCUGGAGAAGUUGCUCAUUGAUCUUGGUUCUGAGAAAUGGGUAGUGUGAUUGCCUAUAGCAGAAAUAUGGCAGUAUCUAAUUUUCUGUUCAUUGUGAUUCAGUCCUAAGGAUUCACAAUUUCUUUAGCAAACCUUUAUGUUUAAUAUAUGGGGUUUGUAGUGUUUGUUGCCUGCUGUCCAAUUUAAAUAAUUGUGUCCUCCAUCAAGUGAGGUGUGUACUGUAUGUAUGUAAAGCAAAUGUUGUUAUUUUGGCCAAGAUACAAACGGUUUCAGGAAUUGUAACAGAACAAAUAAAAUGUUAUUAAUUCUGCAACAGACCAUCUACAACACUAGACUUAUUUAUGUAAAUGGCCUUUCUACGCAAAUUGGAUCAUAAUUUAUCUAACACCAUAAAAGUGUAAAUUUGGCCUUUUCUCCCAUAGGUAUAUUUCCCAUAGCACAUUUACAAGUCAUAAGUUAAAUGUUCACUUUUGUAUACUACACUACUACUAUUUGCUCAUUAGUGAUUGAUAUUAACAUAUACAGGUUGAGUCUCCCUUAUCCAAAAUGCUUGGGACCAGAGGUAUUUUGGAUAUGGGAUUUUUCCGUAUUUUGGAAUAAUUGCAUACCAUAAUGAGAUAUCAUGGUGAUGGGACCUAAAUCUAAGCACAGAAUGCAUUUAUGUUACAUAUACACCUUAUACACACAGCCUGAAGGUCAUUUUAGACAAUAUUUUUUAUAACUUUGUGCAUUAAACAAAGUGUGUCUACAUUCACACAAUUCAUUUAUGUUUCAUAUACACCUUAUACACACAGCCUGAAGGUCAUUUAAUACAAUAUUUUUAAUAACUUUGUGUAUUAAACAAAGUUUGUGUACAUUGAGACAUCAAAAAACAAAAGUUUCACUAUCUCACUCUCACUCAAAAAAGUCCGUAUUUCGGAAUAUUCCGUAUUUCGGAAUAUAUGGAUAUGGGAUACUCAACCUGUAUAAAGGGCUGCGGCCCCUUUACAAUUAGGGUGCCUAGAUUUACAUGGUAUUAUCUCUGUAUUUUGUAAUCCCAUAAUAGUUCUGAACAACAUCUCCUAAUCCAGUGCUAAUGGCCUGUCGUUAACCCAUGUGUAAAUAAUACAGAUUGACCAAGCAAUACUGGUGACUCACUUGUGAUCCAGUAGAUCUGUUACAAUUGAUGUGCUAGCACUUUUUUAUUUCAUUUUUCCAUCUUCCCAACACAGAAUAGCAGUAUGUUUAGUACACGGAGUAAUUUAUUUGUUUUACGACUUACCUCAAAUCCAUGGUUCUGGUUCAUAUGUUUAGCUGUCUAAUAGAACCAAUAUAAUGCUGGCUUCCAUAAUGACGGACUAGAUGACAUUGUGCUAUGAUGGAACUGCAGGUCAUAUUAAGAGAUGACCCAUAAUUCUGAAGUAUAAGAGAAUUCAUGGCCUGUUACUAACCCACGAGACAAGGAUUUGGCUUUGACAAGUGAACAAUAAUGUUAUAGUAAUGCCAAGUUCAGUACUGUAAAUAAUACUAUGCAGUUUAUGUAAUAGGGUUGAGUUUUCAGAAGCAGCAUCUUUCCGGCGAUCUCGGAUGCAGAUUUAAAGCAUCAAUAAUGUAAAAGUUUUUAAAUUAAUGUCAGUUUAAAUGUGUAGCUGAGAUUGCUGCGAUCACGCUGCUUCUUUACUCUCAGACCCUAUAGCAUAACCCUUGUUUUUUAAAUGUUAGGUCUUUUUUUACAUUAUUAACUACUUGUAAAUGUACAAUAAUUGUAAUAAUGCAGCUUGAUAUGGAAUAAAGUACCUUGAACUUACA